ACACUAUAAAAAGGAAAAUAUAAGGUUCCCAGAAAACCACAUUGCAAACUAUUUGUGUUUGGUUUUAAAAGAACUAAGAUAUAUCAGCACAGCAUGGCUACUUAUGUUAAUGCUACUUCUGGCCCACCAAAUGUUGCAGGUACUGCUGUUACUCGGAGUUCAGCAAAUUAUCAUCCCAGCAUCUGGGGAGACAAAUUCCUCCCAUACUGUAACUCCUCCCUCCUGAAAACUGAAGUUAAUAACACAGAGGAGAAACAGCUUCAAGGGCUGAAAGAAGAGGCCAAGCAGAUGCUAGUUGCAGGGGACACACCUCAGCACAAAAUAAUAAGCUUAAUCGAUGAUAUUCAACGAUUAGGUCUGGCCUACCAUUUUGAAGCUGAGUUAGAUGCAAUAUUACAGCACUUGAAGGAUAGCUUUCUUCAACUUUACUGCAGCAAAGAUGAGGUUGAUCUGCAUGAUGCGGCUCUAUGCUUUCGGCUGCUUCGACAGCAAGGACAUGUGGUUUCUUCAGAUGUAUUCUACAAGUUCAAGGACAACAACGGGAAGUUCAAGGAGAGCUUGGCUAAGGAUGUUAGAGGAAUGCUAAGCUUGUAUGAAGCAGCACAUCUCAUGGUGCAUGGAGAAACUAUACUAGAAGAAGCUCUUGAAUUCACCACCUCUCACCUUCAUCUAUACCUGAAUUCAAUCCUCAACAAUCCGUUAGCAGGCCUUGUUGGUCGUGCCCUCAAGUAUCCCCUCCGUAGAAGUUUAAAUAGGCUUGUAGCAAGGCAUUACAUUUCCGUCUACCACAAAUUAUCUUGGCAUAAUCAAGUGCUGUUGGACCUGGCAAAACGUGAUUUUAAUCGAGUACAGGCAUUGCAUCAGCGUGAGCUAGGUCCUAUUACAAGGUGGUGGAAAGAUCUAGAUUUUGCAAAUAAACUUUCUUUCGCAAGGGACAGAGUGGUGGAAUGUUACUUUUGGAUAUCAGGCGUGUACUUUGAGCCCCGGUAUACGGAGGCCCGAGUAUUCCUAACCAAAGUGAUUUCCUUAACAUCCAUUGUUGAUGACAUAUAUGAUAUCUAUGGAACUAUCGAAGAACUCCAGCAGUUUACUGAUGCAAUUGAAAAAUGGGAUAUCAGCACCAUAGAUCAGCUUCCAGAGUACAUCACCCUUUGUUAUCGUCCUCUACUGGAAGUUUUUUCUGAAGCUGAAGAAGAGAUAGAAAAGGCAGGAAGGCCAUCAUAUGGCUUUCGUUAUGCAAAGGAUGCUUUUAAAAGGUUAUCAAGAGGCUAUUUCGACGAAGCAAAAUGGUGUAAAGUAGAGUACUUUCCAAAAUUUGAAGAGUAUAUGAGUGUUGCACUCAUAUCUGGGGCGUACAAAAUGUUAUCGGUCACAAGCUUCGUGCUAAUGGGUGAUGUGGCAACCAGAGAAGCAUAUGAAUGGAUUUCUAUAGAUCCGCUGAUUGUCAAAGCUUCAUCUGUAAUCUGCAGACUCAGUGACGACAUAGUAGGACAUGAGUUUGAGUUGCAGAGACCACAUAUACCGACAGCUGUGGAGUGUUUUAUGAAACAAUACAGCGUUUCAAAAGAAAUAACUUACGGUGCACUGCAGAAGCGCAUUACAAAUGCGUGGAAGGAUAUGAAUCAGGAAUGCCUCAAUCCAACAGCAGCUGCAAUGCCGUUGCUAAUGAGAGUUUUCAAUUUGGCACGAGUCAUAAAUCUUCUUUAUGACGGGGAUGACGGAUACACACAUUCCUCGGCUCGGACAAAAGAGAUGAUCACCUCCGUCCUGUUGGACCCUUUUCCUGUAUAAUGCUUUUUCUUAUGGCUUGUUAAUUAGUACUGUUGUUUAAUAAAUGAACUCUGUCAGGUGCGAUCUCGUCGUAGAAAUGAACAAUAAUGUAAGGGUUGCUUCAGGUGAGAAUUUUCAGUGUCACUGGUUUGUUUGUGUAAGAUAAUAACUUUUAUUAAUAUAAGAGUGUGCAACUACUUUAUUAUGAUCUAA
Daucus carota subsp. sativus is the source of this 1983-nucleotide messenger RNA. RefSeq names its product sesquiterpene synthase 2-like. Gene Ontology annotation, molecular function: magnesium ion binding; terpene synthase activity. The transcript has 7 exons. The record is from RefSeq and is a predicted model, not a curated record. Bases 94 to 1791 code for a protein of 565 amino acids. Gene Ontology annotation, biological process: diterpenoid biosynthetic process. Lineage: Eukaryota; Viridiplantae; Streptophyta; Magnoliopsida; Apiales; Apiaceae.